This is a messenger RNA of Scaptodrosophila lebanonensis, 1200 nucleotides long. RefSeq names its product ubiquitin-conjugating enzyme E2 G2 (gene Ubc7). Gene Ontology annotation, cellular component: endoplasmic reticulum; cytosol. Lineage: Eukaryota; Metazoa; Arthropoda; Insecta; Diptera; Drosophilidae. The record is from RefSeq and is a predicted model, not a curated record. Bases 137 to 640 code for a protein of 167 amino acids. The transcript has 4 exons.
UGCUACAAUUUAUAUAAAUAAACAUUCAAAGUGUAUUGCUAACGUUUCAAAUUACGACACGCUUACGUCCAUUUUUGUUUGCUUUCGUAUUGUGGACGUUGCAAAACGAAUUACACGAAAAAAUUUAAGUGGUCAAAUGGCUGGCUCGGCGCUGCGUCGUCUAAUGGCGGAGUAUAAACAGUUGACACUGGAUCCACCAGAGGGCAUUGUGGCUGGCCCCAUCAGUGAGGAUAAUUUCUUUGAAUGGGAAGCGCUUAUCGCUGGACCCGAGGGCACCUGUUUUGAAGGUGGCGUAUUUCCAGCACGCCUCGUCUUUCCACCUGACUACCCCUUAAGUCCGCCAAAAAUGAAGUUCAUUUGUGAUAUGUUUCAUCCGAACAUUUUUGCUGAUGGACGCGUUUGCAUAUCAAUAUUACAUGCACCAGGAGAUGAUCCCAUGGGCUAUGAACUAUCGGCAGAACGUUGGAGUCCCGUACAAAGCGUUGAAAAGAUUUUGCUGAGCGUUGUAAGCAUGUUAGCAGAACCCAAUGACGAAUCUGGCGCUAAUGUAGACGCUGCAAUAAUGUGGCGUGAACGAAGGGAGGAAUUCAAUCAGAUCGCCCGACGUUUAGUACGCAAAACACUCGGGUUACCAACAUAAGUGCGAAUGAGAAACUUAUAUCCACAGUUAUCAACAACAAAACCAACAACCUACUAGCCUGGUCCCCCGGAACGCUACGUCAUUUGUGUUCGACAAUGUCGUGUAUUAAUUAUAAAUCUUAAUUCAGCUAUCAAGUCCACUCUGAGAACAUUACAAACAGCUCGUUAAAAUUAUCCUAGCGGCCGAAUAUUGUUCACUUAUAUACUUUACAUAAUUUUUUUUAUUUUUUUUGUUUUAUAAUUUGUUUAAAACAUUUUCUCUUUGUUAUUUUCAAGGUCCAGCUUAUAUUGAAUUCUUUACACAUUGAUAUCAAUUAUUUAUAUAACCGGAAACUUUCCCUAUUUGAACACUGUUACGUCUUGUUAUUUGUAAAAGUUAUAUGCGAAGUUAGUCGAUAUGCUUAGCAAUAAACUCUAAGUUCAAAGUUAAGCAAUUUAUCCGUGCAAUACUCAAAUCAAGACUCUAGAGGCAGAGAAAUUCGCUCAAGUUGGUUUGCCAAUAACGUACAUAACUUUUAAGCCAAUAACAAUAAAAAAAAGACACUGGGAUGAACGUAAUAA